Messenger RNA from Aaosphaeria arxii CBS 175.79, 1400 nucleotides. RefSeq lists its product as uncharacterized. Bases 428 to 1018 code for a protein of 196 amino acids. Lineage: Eukaryota; Fungi; Ascomycota; Dothideomycetes; Pleosporales. The transcript has 3 exons. The record is from RefSeq and is a predicted model, not a curated record.
AUUGGCCUGAUGUAUGAGCUUCUUUAGUUGCUUUGACGAGCCGGGUGAUGGCGCGCCCCACUCCCGUUGCUCGGUCAGGUUGAGGAUGGGGACAGGACACCAGGACACGAACAAGGGGGACGGCGUCCAGGGGUGGCGCAACAAGUAACAGAAACAGGGGACGCAGUAGUAAAUUGGUAGCUUGUAUCUGUAGUAACCCCGAUGAUCGAUAUGAUGUGAUGGUGUGUGGAAAUACGAUUGUCAAUAAAAGGCGACGCGUCCUCUGCUCCUUAAGGUCUUGUUUCUAUUUUCUCUCCCCAUCCAACGCUCUCUCACAAGACAAAUAUCAUCACGCUUCUUCGAAGACUUCGUCUUACAGUUCAAUCGUUAACUCGACAACUUACAAUCGCUUCCGUUUAAUUUCAAACAAGACCAACAAACCAUCAAAAUGCGUGCCUCUGUCAUCGUUCCCGCUUUCGCCCUUGCGGCCUUCGCCCAGGAUGCUUCCUCCGUUGCCUCUUCCGUCGCUUCUGCUGCUUCCUCUGCCGCCUCUGUCGCCGUCUCUUCUUUCACUGGCGAUGCUUUCCCCCAGACCUCUUUCCUCACCCAGACCGACUCCCGUGGUGUUGUCACUGGCCAGCCCGCUGUUGAGACCUCCAUCCCCAACCAGCCCGCUGCCUCUCUCUCCAUCCCUCCCGUUGCCACCUCCGUAGGUGUGCCCGCCUCCAUCCCAGCCGUCGGCACUGGCGUCCACACCAUCCCCGUCGCUGGACCUAACAACUCCACCCGUACUCUCAUCGUGUCUGCCAACAACAGCACCACCAUCAUCCUCAACGAGGGUACCUCUGCUGCCUCCGGCUCCGGCUCUUCUGCCACCACCACUGGUGGAUCCCGCCCAUCUGGCUCCGGAGCCUCUGGCUCGGGCGCUACCGGUGCCACUGGCACUGGUGCUCCUCAGAGCACCCCCAACAACGCCAACAUCCGCGUUGCUGCUGGCGGUCUCGUCGGUGCCGGUAUGUUCGUUGCCGCUUUCUUGUAAGCGACUCGUCCAUACGUAUCUUCCGUUGGUUGGAACACACCAUCCGAGAUAUAAAAAGCGCGACCUCCAUAUUUAUAACAUCUUCAACUUCAUUGUCGGAUCUGUUCAAACAAACUCAAAUGUUUGGGGUUACUGUCCUUAAUUAUACCCAUGGGAAUUCUUCUUUUUUUGCAUUUCGCAUCAUCAUGAGCGAGCGGCUUUUCGGCGCAUUUGGUUGGGCACACAGUUGGGGUGUGCUCCAAAGGCUGGAUGGAUCGUUCCAAAACAAACAUUCUUGUUAGUAAUAUAGGUAAUAAUUGUCCCUGUUGACAGACAGGACGGAUGGUCCCGUCCCAUCGGGUUGAAGAGGAGGAGGAAUGGUUGUUGGUGGGUUUGCAUGGCU